AUGUUGCAGUUAACCCCUCUUUAAUUUACUCUUAAUUAAUCUUAACAACGAAACCGCCACGACCACGAUCACCGCAUCGAAACGCCGCGGCCAAGAUCCAUUGCGGCGUUCGAUCCAAUUCCACAUUCCUCGCUCAGCCGUUGCAGCACCAUUCACAUUUCACCUUCCGGCAAUUUCCUCCAAUUGCAUUGAACCCGCAUUGCGAUUCCUCCAAUUCUUUCCGCUGCAGCUACAUUUUUCGGAGCCCUAGUUUUUCUCAUUCCGAAGCGUGGAUUAUUUUGAUGUAUCAUUUCUACGAUUGAUACAAGGAAGUUUUCCUUCUCGACUCACUGUCAUCAGAAUUUGCAGCAGACACACGAAUUUGAAUACUAACGAGGAUGGUGAUUUUGAUUUUGGGGAGGAAUAGGGUUUUUGGCGAAGGUUUUUAGGGAUUUGUAGGGUUUAAGAAUGCAUAUAGCUAGGGAUCUGAUUGAAAUCGAGGUGGUUUUAUUGGUCUCGGUUUUGUCGAUGAUGGUAGAUUCAAUAUGGUGAGGUUCUUAGGAUUGACUCGCGGGGUGGGUGAUGAACCUCGAGAAAUCGUUUCCAGGUCUAAUCUGACGGGCGAGUCCAGUGAAAAUGGCUGGCUUAUCAGAUUCUUUGACUCUCCAUUCUUCUGUGAGUGGAUUGCUGUUAGCUACUUGUACAAGCAUGAUCAUGCUGGUGUGCGUGAUUAUCUCUGUAAUAGAAUGUACACACUUCCCUUGCAGGGAGUCGAGGGUUAUUUGUUUCAAGUGUGUUACAUGAUGAUACACAAACCCAGUCCCUCUUUGGAUAAGUUUGUCAUUGAUGUGUGCUCCAAGUCGCUUAAGAUUGCUUUGAAGGUGCAUUGGUUCUUGUUGGCUGAGAUUGAGGAAUCUGAUGAGAAUGAUGGGAUUAGUAUCAUUCAGGAGAAGUGUCAAACUGCAGCUACCUUUAUGGGGGAGUGGCCGCCCUUGAUACGGCCUCAAAGUGCACCUUCAAGCCCUAUAGACAAGAACCAAGUCUUGAGUAAAAUAUUGUCAUCGAAACAACGAUUGUUAUCACUAACUUCUUCAUCGCCUACACAAAGAUCUUUGUCGUUCUCGCCUUCUUCAGGAAACAAUUUGCAAGAGGAUAGUAGUUUGGAGUCUCUUGAAGAAAACAAGCUGUUUAGGAAAUUUAUGCCAGGUCUGAAAGUUAGAGAUGCUUUGCUUUUUAGGAAGUCAGUUGAGAAGGAUGAUGGUGACUCUGAAAAAGAUGGUUUUUUCAAGCGGCUUUUAAGAGAUAGUAAAGGUGAUGAUGAGUUAGGCACGAAAAUUCGAGAUGCUUUUCUUGUUCGCAAGUCAUCUGAGAAAUGUGAUGAAGAUUCUGAAAAGAAUAAUUUUCUUAAAAGGCUCUUACGGGACAGUAGAGGGGAUGAUGAAGACUCUGAAAAGAACAGUUUCUUUAAAAGGCUCUUGAGGGACAGUAAAGGUGGAGAGGAUGAGGAUCUGGCCUCAAGUUCAGAGGGAUUUUUUAAGAGAUUGUUUCGGGAUAGCAAGAAUGAAUCCGAGGAUAACACACACACUCGAACAAUGGAAGACGAAGAAAAGGAGGGUUUUCUCCGAAAGCUUUUCCGUGAUAAAUUUGAAGAUAAGAAGGAUGGAAAUGAUGGAGAUAUUGGUAAUUCUGAGGAGAAAUGCGCAAAGCCUGCUGAAGAGGAUGAAAAAGAAGGGUUUUUCCGGAAAUUAUUUAAGGAUAAAUUUGAGGACAAGAAAGAUAUCAAUGAUAGAACUGAAGAUGGUCGUGUGCACCCUGAGGAUGGUAAAGGUGAUUCAGCCAAUGAAAAUAAUAAUGGUGGCUUAUUUGAAAAUAGUCCAGCCGCAGAAUUUUUUUUCCGCAAAUUGUUUAGAGAUCGUGACCGUUCAAUUGAAGAUUCAGAGCAAUUGGGGUUAAAAAAGGAUAAAGAGAACUGUCCUGGAUCACCAAAGCAGCAAAAUGAGAAAUCAGGAACAAAGCCCCCUCUUCCAGUUAAUUUAUCACAGUUUCGGAAAGGAGCUUACCAUGGGUCAUUGGAUUUUGUGUUGUCAUUGUGUGAGAUAUCAUUUGGGUUAGUUGAUGUAUUUCCAAUUGAAGACCGCAUACGUGCUCUGCAUGAGUCACUUGCAGAAAUCAAUUUGCAUUUAACAGAGGCUCAUAAUACUGGAGGUGUUUGUUUUCCAUUGGGAAAGGGCAUGUACCGAGCACUUUAUAUUUCUGAAGAGGAAGCUGUUCUCUUGAACUCUAGGGAGAAGGCGCCUUACCUGAUCUGUGUUGAGGUCUUGAAAUGUGAAAUGCCCAGCAUUUCCAGGGAGGCAUCUAGAUCUCAGAAACAUUCUAAAGGUGGAAUCCCCUUGGCAAAUGGAGACGCUCUCUUGAAAAAGCCACCCACCUGGGCUUAUCCGUUAUGGACAGCACAAGAGGUAUACCGUAAUAGCAAUGAUAGAAUGUCAAGAUCAACAGCUCAGGCUAUUGAUCAGGCAAUGACCCAUGUAUCUGAGGCAAAAAUCAGAUUUGUUAGUGUGAAUCUUUCUGUAGAAAGACAAUCACAUGGUCAGCUUGAGAAGACUAAUGUGGAUCCACAUGGUGUCGGUUGGUGUUCUGCUGCAGUUUAUAGAGAUGGUAUACAAGAAAUGGAAAGACCAGAACAUGACAAUAAUAUGGAGUGGGUAAGGGUAGUGUUGAAAGCUGAUCCUGGGGUUAGAAUGGAAGAUAUUGAGAAUCCAACUCCACGACGAAGAAAGGAGCAUCGCCGUAUUCCAAGCACAGUAGCACUAGAGGAAGUAAAGGCCGCGGCAGCAAAAGGGGAAGCACCUCUUGGUCUCCCAUUGAAAGGGGCUGGUCAAGAUUCAUCAGAUGCACAACCAAGAGCAAACGGAAUUACUCCUAAAGCCAGCGAUGCCUUGUCUGGUGAACUUUGGGAUGUAAAGAAAGAGAGGAUAAAGAAGGCUUCUAUUCAUGGAAACUUACCUGGUUGGGACUUGAGAUCUGUUAUUGUUAAGAGUGGGGACGAUUGUAGACAGGAGCAUCUGGCAGUUCAACUUAUUUCACAUUUCUAUGAUAUUUUCCAAGAAGCUGGACUUCCUCUUUGGCUGCGCCCGUAUGAAGUUUUAUGCACUUCUUCUUACACUGCUCUUAUUGAAACAAUUCCAGAUACGGCUUCUCUACAUUCUAUCAAGAGUAGAUAUCCUAGCAUUUCAAGUUUACGGGAAUUCUUUGUUGCGAAGUAUCAAGAAGAUUCUCCUAGCUUUAAACUUGCUCAGAGGAACUUUGUUGAAAGCAUGGCUGGUUAUUCCUUGGUUUGCUACCUUCUGCAGGUGAAGGAUAGGCAUAAUGGGAACCUCUUAUUGGAUGAAGAAGGCCAUAUCAUACAUAUCGAUUUUGGAUUCAUGCUUUCCAAUUCACCUGGUGGUGUUAAUUUUGAAAGUGCUCCUUUCAAAUUAACUCGGGAGCUUCUUGAGGUUAUGGACUCUGAUGCUGAGGGACUUCCAAGUGAGUUCUUUGAUUAUUUCAAGGUUUUAUGCAUUCAAGGCUUCCUUACUUGCCGUAAGCAUGCUGAGCGUAUUAUUCUUCUCGUUGAGAUGUUGCAGGAUUCUGGUUUCCCCUGCUUUAAAGGUGGUCUAAGGACAAUUCAGAACCUAAGAAAGCGAUUCCAUCUCAGUUUAACCGAAGAGCAAUGUGUAUCUCUGGUGCUUUCACUUAUUAGUAGCAGUCUUGAUGCAUGGCGAACGCGGCAAUAUGAUUACUACCAGAAGGUUUUGAAUGGAAUAUUGUAAGAUAGCUUGUCAGCCAUGGUCAUUUGCUUGUUCCUUUUUGGCUUUUUGGUUAAGCUUGUAGGGUGAAUGCAUAUCAAUCAGAAUUGCAUUUCUAAAGUCAUUGGAGGGUGGUUGGUUGACUGCAGUAUGACUCUUGGGAGUUUUUUGAGAUGUAACAAUGAAUUAAUAGGUGGCUGGAUGCAUCCUGUUUUUUUAUGAUGGCAAUGGGAGUGACUUUUGUGUAAAUGAAGCUCUGCUAUUUAGAGAAGUUGCAUUGAUCUCCUUAAUGCCACUUUGAGGAAAAUCAAAUUGUACAGUGAUUUUAGCACAGUACAGAUAAGAUUUUAUUGAUUGUUGAUAUGAGUACCUAUGCUGUUUGAUUCAUGAAAGCUUUUAGGGGGUGUUCGAAUUGUGGAGUAAAUACUAAAUACUGACCUAGAAUGUUGGAUAUCUAUUAUCAAAGACAAACAUCUACUUUGGCAAAUAGUUCUAUUAUUUC
Molecule: messenger RNA, 4269 nt
Organism: Vicia villosa (hairy vetch)
Lineage: Eukaryota; Viridiplantae; Streptophyta; Magnoliopsida; Fabales; Fabaceae
Product: phosphatidylinositol 4-kinase beta 1-like
Exons: 16
Coding region: 525-3791 (1088 amino acids)
Biological process (GO): phosphatidylinositol phosphate biosynthetic process; phosphatidylinositol-mediated signaling
Cellular component (GO): membrane; cytoplasm
Molecular function (GO): 1-phosphatidylinositol 4-kinase activity
Source: RefSeq, a predicted model, not a curated record